Pseudophryne corroboree (corroboree frog) is the source of this 4599-nucleotide messenger RNA. RefSeq names its product transcription factor 7 like 2 (gene TCF7L2). Bases 700 to 2685 code for a protein of 661 amino acids. NCBI's taxonomy places the organism in Eukaryota, Metazoa, Chordata, Amphibia, Anura, Myobatrachidae. The record is from RefSeq and is a predicted model, not a curated record. Gene Ontology annotation, molecular function: RNA polymerase II cis-regulatory region sequence-specific DNA binding; DNA-binding transcription factor activity, RNA polymerase II-specific. Gene Ontology annotation, biological process: regulation of transcription by RNA polymerase II; canonical Wnt signaling pathway. The transcript has 16 exons. Gene Ontology annotation, cellular component: chromatin; catenin-TCF7L2 complex; beta-catenin-TCF complex.
GCCUUUGAACUGGAUUCUUUCCAGUGUAACUUCCACCGACUCAAUCCGGGCGAGCGGUGCUGUAUAUAGGGCGCUCUCUUUAUCUCACUAUUGGCUUUUUUGGGGGGCUGCCUUUGGCUUUUUUUUGGGGGGGGCCGCUCCUUCUAUUGGACUUUGCCACGUUGAUUUUUUUUGUAUUAUUAUUGUAUUUUUUUCUUCUUCUUCUGGAUCUUCUCAACCGGAGCCCCCUGGUUUCUGCAAUUGUUUGAAUUUUUUCUUCUUCUCAAUAUUUCUUUUUGGAAAAUUAAAAAGAGAAGGGGGGGGGGGGAGGGAGGGGGGCAACUGUGUGUGCAACGACCGGACUCCAGGAACAGAACUACCCACACACCGCCGCCCGCCCCCCCCCCACCCACCGGAGCUGCAAAGAGGGGGCACCACUUACCUCCCCCCCCCCCUACCCCCCUCCCUUACCCCCAAAUCUGCAAAGUUCACCUUGCUUGCCCCCCCCCCUCUCCCCCCCACUGGAGUGCACAGGGGCAGCGGCUGGAACACGCCGAGCAGCAGGAGAGUGGGGAGAAAAGUUUUUGCGGUUUGGGGGGGGUGGGGGGGGGGAUCAGAUCCGCUGCGAUUCUUCCUCUUUUCCAUCUUUUUCUUUCUUUUUUUUUUUUUUUGUUGCUUCUUUUCUUCCAUUGCAAAACUGUUGCUUGGCCUGGAGCGGAGAUGCCGCAGCUGAACGGGGGCGGUGGGGACGAUUUGGGGGCGAACGAUGAGAUGAUCUCCUUCAAAGACGAAGGGGAGCAGGAGGACAAGAUCGCCGACCACGCGUCGGCCGAGAGGGAUCUGGCGGAUGUCAAAUCGUCGCUGGUCAACGAGUCGGAGACUCAUCAGAACAGCUCGUCCGACUCGGAGGCGGAGCGGAGGCCUGCACCCAGAGCGGACACCUUCCGGGAGAAGAGCCGGGACAGCCUGGAGGAAGCUGCCAAGCGGCAAGAUGGAGGCGGCCUGUUCAAGAGCCCGGCGUACCCCGGGUACCCCUUCAUCAUGAUCCCGGACCUCAGCAGCCCGUACCUGCCCAACGGCUCCCUCUCCCCGACCGCCCGCACAUGCGUGAAUGUACCUCUAGACCUGCAUUUAGCUUCUUGUUGCAGUCCUUUGAUGCAGGGCUUCUCUGAGAAACCCUGGGAGGGGAGUGUACCCUUCUUCUUUCAGAAGAGCCUUCCGCAGUUAUAUCACUACAGGACUCCAUCAGAGUACCUGCAGAUGAAAUGGCCGCUCUUGGACGUGCAGGGCGGCGGGCUGCAGAGCAGACAGGCAAUGAAGGAUGCCAGGUCUCCCUCUCCGGGUCACAUUGUUUCUAAUAAAGUGCCAGUUGUGCAGCACCCACACCAUGUCCACCCACUCACGCCGCUUAUCACCUACAGCAACGACCACUUUACACCAGGGAACCCCCCUCCGCACUUACAGGGAGAUGUGGACCCCAAAACAGGAAUCCCGCGGCCUCCGCACCCUCCGGAUAUUUCUCCCUAUUACCCGCUAUCGCCAGGCACCGUUGGACAGAUCCCCCAUCCGCUAGGAUGGUUAGUACCACAUUUUCCAAGGCAAGGUCAGCCAGUUUACCCAAUCACGACAGGGGGCUUCCGACACCCUUACCCCACAGCUCUUACAGUCAAUGCUUCCAUGUCAAGCUUUCUCUCCUCCAGAUUCCCUCCACACAUGGUGCCGCCACAUCACGGUUUACACACAACUGGAAUCCCCCAUCCCGCCAUCGUGAACCCAACCGUCAAACAGGAGUCUUCCCAGAGUGACGUGGGAUCCCUGCACAGCUCAAAACAUCAGGAUUCUAAAAAGGAGGAAGAAAAGAAGAAACCUCACAUAAAGAAGCCUCUUAAUGCAUUUAUGUUGUAUAUGAAGGAAAUGCGAGCAAAAGUUGUAGCAGAAUGCACGUUAAAAGAGAGUGCAGCCAUUAACCAGAUCCUUGGCCGAAGGUGGCACGCGCUUUCAAGGGAGGAGCAAGCAAAAUACUACGAGCUGGCACGAAAGGAAAGACAGCUGCAUAUGCAGCUCUACCCAGGCUGGUCGGCACGGGAUAACUAUGUAGGUGGCUAUGGCAAAAAGAAAAAGAGGAAAAGAGAUAAACAGCCAGGAGAGAGUAAUGAACACAACGAAUGUUACCUAAAUCCUUGCCUUUCACUUCCUCCGAUCACAGACCUCAGCGCUCCUAAGAAAUGCAGAGCGCGCUUUGGCCUUGAUCAGCAGAGUAACUGGUGCGGUCCCUGCAGGAGAAAAAAAAAGUGCAUUCGCUACAUACAAGGUGAAGGCAGCUGCGUCAGCCCGCCCUCUUCAGACGGAAGCUUACUAGACUCUCCUCCUUCUUCUCCCACAAUGCUCGACUCCCCCACAAGAGACUCCACUCCACAAACUGAACAAACGCAACCUCUAUCUCUGACAUUGAAGCGUGACCCUCUAGCGCGGCUGUGCAUUCCACAGUCCCCUCCAACAGAAAGUCCGGCCCGAAAGUCCAGCAACCUGCCAACUACCAUUUGUCAGAAUGGAAGAGAUCACAGUCACCAACCCAGCUCCUUACAGUCUUCAGCACCCUACUCCUUGUCACUAGCACAGCCGUCGACAUCCUUCCUACCUUCUCAUCGGUCUUUGGCUGGAACACAACUUCAGCCCCUCUCACUUGUAACCAAGCCAUUAGAGUAGUGAAGCCCAACACCGACGCCUCCUCAUUUUUAAAGAAAUAGUAUGUCUCGUUUUCCAUGGUUUUUUGUAUUUUUAAUUUGUGCCAAGUGGCUACUUUAGUAGAUGUUUAUGAAGUUCAUUGGUCAAUAUUUGACCUCUCUUUUAUCUCUGCCUUUCCGAUUUGACUGUGCAGACCUCUACGAGCAUCAAGGUCCUGCCAAAAUUUGUAUCAUCAGCGUUAAAAAAAACAAAACAAAAACAAAAAACAACAACAUCUUUUUAGCAUCGGAAGAAGGGGGAAAUUAUAUAUAUAUAUAAAUAUAUGAAAAUAAAAAAAUACAUAACUUAUGUAGUUCUGAUAGGUUACUUUGAAAAGACUGAUUUAAAGAAGAAUAAUAAGAAAAUAGCAACAAGCAAUUUUGAAGCAGCCCUCACAAGAGUUGGUUCUUGAUUAUUUGUAUUAAAUACGAGCUUGCGAACCAAUCAUUUUACAUCCACUUUAUACCCUCCUGGGCACAAUGAAUGCAGUGCUCUCUUGUGAAACAACUUUUAUUGUGAUGUUAUUGUUAUUGUUUAAAUGUACAGAACACAAGGGUUAAACUGAACAAAUGUAUUAAUAUGCCUUGUUCCAUGGUGGCAGUCUUCAUUAUUAUUAUUUUAUUGUUUUUCAUUUUUUUUUGCCUGUUUAUUUUUAUUUUUUUGCCAUUUUAUUUUUUUUGCCAUUUUUUUUUUUAUGGGGUAAUGGGAUGCUACAUGGAAUAUGUGGGUGGGUGCGUUAAAUAUUUUGGAGCCAUUGGACCAGUAAGUAGUAUUUAUUGCCUAGAAAUUGCUUGUGUCCUACUUGUAUGUUGUCUAUUUUCAAUCCAAUGUCUGUUUGCCAUUUCUCAACAUUGUAUAAAGUUUUCUUUUCUCAGUGUAAGCAUCUUAUAUAUAUAUAUAUAUAUAUAUAAUUUGUACAAGGUUUUUAAGUUUAUAUAUAAAUUUAUAUAUAUAUAUAUAUAUAAUUUUUUUUAUUUUAUGUGCUGUAUGAAACUCAGUUGCCACCAAAUGGACAUUUCGUAGCUGCAUUUAAAGGAUCAAUAUUGUACAAAAAUAACAAUUGCUUUAAAAGCCAUCAAAAGAAGACUUGAAAUUAACAAGGGAAAGCGAACUGCGUUGUUUCACCAACGUCACCUUGUAAAUGACUUAAGAAAACAGGAGACCAGCCUGUCUGUAGACUGUGUACAAAUUGAUGUGCCAAAAUUCCCGGUGAAUAACCUACCCUCCCCAUCCCCUCGUUUUUGAUGCCGUAUUUCCGUUCCUCAUGUUUUGUUGUGAUGUUACAUAGCUUGGUAGGUAUGUAUGUAGUUUAUAUCAUCUUUAACAGAAGUAUUUUAUAGAAGGGUGACUGGGCAGCAUUUAAAAACAAUGAGGUACAAAAAAUAAUUACCCCCCUUCCCCUCACCCCUUCCAACCCCUGAUGGGCCAAAAUCCUGUACAUUAGGUUACUUAUAAAGGAAAAGACUGCCACUUUUUAUGCUUGCUAUGUGUAAGUAGGUAGCAGGCAACCAAGAAAAAAAAAAAUCACAAAUAGGCAUGUUGGUGUUGCAAAAAAAAAUUAAAAAAGAGAAAAAUGAAAAAAAAAAAAAGAGAAAAACUGAGAAACUCUUCAUCCGUUCAUUGAGUGCCAUUGUAUUUGACAUGACGCAAUUGUAAAUCUGUCUCUGGUUUCCUCUGGUUUAUUAAGAUGCUGAUUAAUAACUAUACCAUUUUUUGUGAAUACUUUGAAUGUUUCCUAACAGCUGUGAUGUUACUGUUCAGUUCUCUGCUUUUAUUCCAAUUUAAUUUCAAGGUGGUUUUCAAAACCAUGCAAAUUUUUUUGUAAUGAAUUCAUGUUCAUGCUGUACAGUAUCUGUAGCAUGCAGUUCUGGAUUAAUAAAAGCAACUUAGUAUGUG